UCCGUCCUCCAUCUCUUUCUGAAACGAUGCACCAGACCUCAUUCUCCGUCCAAAAACCCUCAAAUCUCACAGACCCCGUUUCCCUCCCCCAAUGGUGGUGGCGCUGCUCCCCUGGCUUUUCCCUGAUGCCGCUUUUCCCGUUCCUGUUCAGAUUUCUGGCGAAAUUAAUUCUUUUCUUUUCUUCUCCAUGGGGUUCUUGGUUUGCCUCGACCCCUGGCCUGGCGCGCUGCAGCUCGGGCCCAGCCGUGGUUUGCAGGACGAGUGGGGAGAGGAAGCAGACCACACUCCGCGGGGACCCCUCGGUUUCGGACAGGUGUCCGACGGCCGAGAAAGUAAGGGUCUUGGCGAUGGAGAAAGAUGGGGUCUGGGAGACUGAUCUGAGUUUUGGCCAGUUCGGUGAUGACUAAGAUGAGACGGCCGGCUGGGGUCGUGGGGUGUGGAGCCGACGAUCACGCCAGAUCGCGGGGUUGUAUUCUUGGCGACGAUGUAAGAGAAAGACCGGAAGCGAGUUCAAUCCGAGAAUG
Molecule: messenger RNA, 524 nt
Organism: Saitoella complicata NRRL Y-17804
Lineage: Eukaryota; Fungi; Ascomycota; Saitoellomycetes; Saitoellales; Saitoellaceae
Exons: 1
Coding region: 92-376 (94 amino acids)
Source: RefSeq, a predicted model, not a curated record